AUGCAGCACCCAGGAGAACAUGAAGUAACAUCUAUACUUGGGCACAGCUCUGAGGAUGAGUGUGUCUGUAGCUUUGAGGAUGAGUGUGUCUGUAGCUCUGAGGACGAGUGUGUCUGUAACUCUGAGCACGAGUGUGUCUGUAGCUCUGAGGACGAGUGUGUCUGCAGCUCUGAGGAUGAGUGUGUCUGUAGCUCUGAGGACGAGUGUGUCUGUAUCUCUGAGGACGAGUGUGUCUGUAGCUCUGAGGACAAGUGUGUCUAUAGCUCUGAGGACAAGUGUGUCUGCAGCUCUGAGGACAAGUGUGUCUGUAGCUCUGAGGACUAUUGUGUCUGCAGCUCUGAGGAUGAGUGUAUCUGUAGCUUUGAGGACAAGCGUGUCUGUAGCUCUGAGGACGAGUGUGUCUAG
This is a messenger RNA of Bombina bombina (fire-bellied toad), 405 nucleotides long. Its product is annotated as proline-rich protein 9-like. Bases 1 to 405 code for a protein of 134 amino acids. Lineage: Eukaryota; Metazoa; Chordata; Amphibia; Anura; Bombinatoridae. The record is from RefSeq and is a predicted model, not a curated record. The transcript is spliced from 2 exons.